Molecule: messenger RNA, 2188 nt
Organism: Ictidomys tridecemlineatus (thirteen-lined ground squirrel)
Lineage: Eukaryota; Metazoa; Chordata; Mammalia; Rodentia; Sciuridae
Source: RefSeq, a predicted model, not a curated record
UCCAGCCGCUCUUAAUUUGUAGGAAGAAGAUGCUCUGUUUUAUGGACCUGAGUAUUCCGGGGACUGAAAUGUAAGAAGACUUUAUGUUGGAUAACAGGAAGAGGUGUAGAGUUUGCAGGUAUCAACUGUGGUCUUACUAAGCAUGUCAAUAGCAUCAAUGCCAGAUAGACGUUGAAAAUGCCAUGGAUUGUCUAUUAGAAUUGUCUGCCUCUGAUGCCAAGACAGAAGAAUCAUCUUCAUAAAGCUUUGUUGCUUCUGAGAACCAGCCAGUUGAAACAGGAAGUGAAAUAAUGGAGAAGUGUCCUCUUGAAGAAGAGAGUGAAGAUUCGAAGAUGGAUUCAUUUCUGGAUAUGCAGCUGACCGAAGACUUGGAUUCCUUAAUACAGAAUGCUUUUGAGAAAUUGAACUCUUCUCCUGAUGACCAAGUAUACUCAUUUUUGCCUUUGCAAGAUGUUAAUAGUUUUAAUGGCCCAAGUAAGUUUAUAAAUUCACAUUCAAGUAGUACGACUCCUGUCCAUUCUAUGCAAAAGAUGGAUUCCAACAGUGAGAAUUUAGAAAAUUCUGUCCCUACAGUAAGUUCAAACCCAUUAACUUCACAUUCAGUUUUGAAUGGGUCCAAAAGUUUUAUAAAGGAUAACACUUUGGCUUUAGAAGAUGAUUACCAAGAAGAUUCUCAUCUCAGUAGUUCUUUAAAUCCAACAAAUGACUCUAUCGUGGGUUGUAGCAAUCUCAAUCAGAGACAGAGAGAGCUUUUAGAAUCUGAGUGUGUUGAGGCUCAACUUUCCAAAGCCCCUGUAAAUUUGGAUGCUAAUGAACCUCAAGCUUCUUUAAACUUUCCUGUGCAAAAUUCAGGGUGUGAUUUGCCAGAUACUGGUGGGAAUCAGAGGUCUACUUCUGUCUCUGAUAUUUUUGUACCUUCUGAAGGGUUCAAUUUCAAGCCACACAAACAUACUGAACUACCACCAAAGGGGAAGGAUAUGAAUUACUGCCCAGUACUUACCCCUGUCCCUUUACUGCUUCCUCCUCCUCCACCUUCACCAAUGUGGAAUCCAAUGAUUCCUGCUUUUGACCUCUUUCAAGGAAGCCAUGGGCUUGUGGCUCCUGUUAUAACCACAGCUGCACACUGGAGACCCGUCAACUACACAUUUCCACUCUCGAACAUUUCUCACACUUCCCCAACAAAGGUAUAGAGAAACAAAGAGGGAACAAGUGCUUAUCAAGUACAAGAAACUCCUGUUUCUCAAGUUGUAAGAAAGAAGACAACAUCAUAUGUUGGACUAGUUCUUGUUCUUCUCAGAGGCCUUCCGGGAUCAGGAAAAUCUUUUUUGGCGAGGACUUUGCAAGAGGAUAAUCCAAGUGGAGUCAUUCUUAGUACUGAUGAUUAUUUUUGUAUAAAUGGACAGUACCAGUUCUAUGUAAAGUACUUAGGAGAAGCACAUGAAUGGAACCAGAAUCGUGCUAAGGAAGCAUUUGAGAAGAAGAUAUCACCCAUAAUAAUAGACAAUACAAACCUACAGGCCUGGGAAAUGAAGCCAUAUGUUGCUUUGUCUCAAAAACAUAAAUAUAAGGUCCUCUUCCGGGAACCAGACACAUGGUGGAAAUUCAAACCGAGGGAGCUUGCAAGGCGUAAUAUUCAUGGGAUAAGCAAAGAAAAAAUAACAAGAAUGUUAGACCACUAUCAACGUUUUGUUUCAGUGCCAAUAAUCAUGAGUUCUUCAGUUCUAGAGAAAAUUGAACAUAUUGAAUUAUGUGCAUAUUCUUGUGAGGAUAGAAGUUCCAGCCCAAGAGACAAUGAAGAUAUUACCUCUGAAAAAGAAGAAAAUGUUUUAUCCUCAUCACUGAAGCAUCUAGAAUUAAUUGAAGAAAAGAAUCCUGAAAUGACCAAAGAAACGGUGUUGCCUGAGAAUAUUACAUAUCUCCCCCAUGCAGAUAUAAGCAAAGGAAGGAAAGAAAUAAGUGCUAUACGUCAUAACACUCUGAGUCAGUUCAUUCAGGAAGCUGCACACAUCUAUCUUUCAGACUCUGGAAGCAAAGUUCAAGUAGCAGACAAGAGAGAAAAAGAAUAGCAAGUAGAAAUGACAUCUUAAAAACAGUGUAUUAAAACAUGCAGAUAGAGUAUCACCAAGUAUUUGCUCUGGUGAAAAUAAUCAAGACUGUGAUCUGGCAAAUACUGUACCACUUCAAAAUG